AUGGCGCCUAGAAAAAGAAAUUUGCAUCAAUGGAAACAUCCAUUCAAUGAUGAUUAUCCAUUUGAAGUAGUAUUGAAUGGCUCAUGGCAACCGGUAGAACUCAUAAAAAUUGAGUCAGGAAUAACUACCUUACAUUUCAUGGAUACUCAACAAAUUCAGAGCCCUUUGUCAUCAGAUAUUCGUAUAAAAUCAAGAAAAGCUACUUCAUCAGAUUGCUCCAACUUUUUAAGACCUCGAAUUGACAUAUCAAUGCUAUUAGGGUAUUGCUACAAAGAUAAUCCAGAUCAAUUUGGUCCUAUUCCAAUAUGGAUGGAUGCAAGAAUAAAUUCUAUACAUAGACAACCUCACGAAUCUGAUCAAUGUUCGUGCCAAUUUUUUGUAAACUUCUAUGAUGAUCAAGGUUCACUUGGUACAGAGUUAAAAACUCUUGAUAAAGUGAUUAAUGCAAUUGGAAUAGAUCAAAUUUUCAUCCUCCAAAGGCUUCAACAUAAUACCUGUGACGGCUUGUUAAAAAAGAAUAACGGUAUUGAAGUUAAGCCCUAUAGAUGGGAUUCAUCAGAAGAUUGUUCUUCACUAUCACAAUCUAGAUUACUCUUUGGAAAAUUUUUAGCCGAUCUUUCGUGGUUUGUUACUACAUCUUUUUUAAAGAAGGUUUCAUUUCGGAUAAGGUCUGCUCAAAACAAGAUUGUGUACCAAGUUAAGGGAAAUGAUACUGAUAUUGUUAGUCCUUUUCUUAUAGAUGUUGUGAACUUCAAAUCAAAAGACGGAUCAAUAGUACCAAUUGUUUGUGAAUUUGAUUUGUUUCAUGAUUAUGAUGGUAAAGAAGAUGAAGCGUCAUCAGUUCUGUCUAAUGAAAUGGAAGUCUUACGUCGUUCAAGACGUAGGACUGUACAACCCAAACGUUAUGUAGGUUGUGAUGUUGAGAAGUUGGAGGUGGGAAAUUUUCGAACGUGGCCGUAUAAAAGACCAACUUAUGUGACAGAUGAUGAAAACUCUUCAGAUUCAGAAGAGGAUGAUGGAAAAAGUGAUAAAAACUCUUCCAAAAAUGAUCAUUUGACUACGAAUGAUGCUGAUGAGUUGAAUUUGGACCCUUGUAGUAUUCAGACUACCAUGUCAAAUAUUAAUGAUGUAGAAGUUGAUGAUAGAGUUUCUUUGGGGGAUUUUUAUAGUUUCGGUAAAGAGAUUCUUAAGAGGAAGCGAUUCCAUGGUUCAGAUGAUAUGGAUUAUGAAAACAAAUGGGAAGGGAUACAUUUCAAAAAAGGAGCUCAAACGAAAAGAUAUCAUUCCAUUUUUACAAGUAGAGAACAUCUUCAUGAAGAACAAGAUCAUAAAGGCGAUAGACCGUUAAAUGUUGAUGUCUGCAAGGAAAUGAUAGAUACUUACAUGAAGAAUUUUCAUAGUCUACCAACGGAAGACGAGCCAACUAUUAAUGAAGAAACAAACAAGUUGGAGCAGAAGUUUGAAAAAAAUGUAUCGAAAAUCGAGGAUGAGGAAGAAAAUCCUGAUGAUUUGGCUGGCUUGUGGGAAGAAAUGGAUUCAGCUUUGAUAUCAAGUAAUCUUCUUGAUGGAACUGAGGGUUCAAAUGCGGAGGUUUUAGUUGAUUCCAAUAAAGAAUCCACAGAGAUUUGUGAACAUGAUUAUAAAUUGGAUGAAGAAAUUGGAAUAUACUGCCUUCAAUGUGGCUUUGUGAAAACUGAGAUACGACACAUUUCUGAGCACGUUAUGGAAAGUCCAAGACGGUACAGAGAGGCGAAACAAUGCAUUGAAGAAGAUAAGGAACAUAAAUCAGAGCAAAAAGUUGAUGAAGAUGUUAAUAGUGAUUUGUUCUCAACUCAUGCUACUGAUCCUGAUGAACCAAUAUCUAUAGAAAAUGACAGUGUUUGGGAAUUGAUUCCAGAACUUGAAAAAAAAAUGCAUGCACACCAGAAAAAGGCUUUUGAAUUUCUUUGGCAAAACAUUUCUGGCUCUAUGGAACCAUCACUCAUGAAGGAAAAAUCGAAAACAAAUGGUGGUUGUGUUAUAUCACAUGCUCCUGGAGCUGGAAAAACCUUUCUCAUUAUUUCUUUUCUUGUAAGUUACUUGAAGUUAUUUCCAGGGAAGAGACCAUUAGUCCUUGCUCCAAAAACCACACUCUACACAUGGCGCAAAGAGUUCAAAAAAUGGAAGGCUCCUAUACCGGUGUAUCUUAUCCAUGGCCGUCGAACUUGGAAAGGUUCAACAACACAAAAAUCAAUGGUUCUUCCUGGCAUUCCAAGACCUUCCAGUAAUGUCAAACAUGUUAUAGAUUGUCUUAGCAAGAUUCAAAAAUGGAAUUCACACCCUAGUGUUCUUGUCAUGGGUUAUUCUUCAUUUUUAACAUUAAUGAGAUCAGAAGAUACAAAAUUUGCACACCGAAAAUACAUGGUUAAAGCAUUGAAAGAAAGCCCUGGAAUCUUGAUACUUGACGAAGGACACAAUCCUAGAAGCACUAAAUCAAGAUUGAGGAAAUGUUUAAUGAAACUUCCAACAGAAUUGAGGAUAUUACUUUCUGGUACAUUGUUUCAGAACAAUUUCUGUGAAUAUUUCAACACACUUUGUUUAGCUAGACCGAAAUUUGUCCAUGAAGUUCUACAAGAGCUAGAUUCUAAAUAUCGAAGGAGAGACAAGGUAGCGAAGAAAGCACGACAUUUGCUCGAGGCGCGGGCGAGGAAAUUCUUCUUGGACAACAUUGAAAAGAAAGUUAACUCAGACUUUGAUGAGGAGAGGAUGCAGGGUCUAUAUGUGCUGAAAAAAAUUACUUCAGGUUUUAUCGAUGUUUACGACAGUGGAAAUUCUUCUGAUACUCUUCCUGGUUUACAAAUCUAUACAUUGCUCAUGAAUACAUCCGAUGAACAACAUGAGAUUAUACAGAAACUUCAGAAGAAAAUGGCCGAGUGCACGGGUUACCCUCUUGAAGUUGAGCUUUUGAUAACACUUGCAUCGAUACAUCCAUGGCUGAUCAAAACAGCAGCAGCAUGUGCAGCUAAAUUUUUCGCCGAGGAAGAAUUUGAGAAACUAGAAGAAUUGAAGUUUGAUUUGAGAAAAGGUUCGAAAGUGAGAUUUGUUCUGAGCCUAGUCUCACGUGUAGUGAAAAAGGAAAAGGUUCUUAUCUUUUGUCACAACCUUGCACCAGUGAGGUUUUUUAUAGAGUUAUUUGAAAAGUAUUUUCAGUGGCAAAAUGGUAAAGAGAUUCUUUUACUGACCGGUGAACAAGAUUUAUUUGAAAGAGGUAAAGUGAUAGAUAAAUUUGAAGAUCCUCGCGGCAAUUCGAAGAUACUUCUUGCUUCAAUCAAUGCUUGUGCUGAAGGGAUUAGUUUAACAGCAGCUUCUAGAGUGAUUUUUUUGGAUUCUGAGUGGAAUCCUUCAAAAACAAAGCAAGCUAUUGCGCGCGCUUUUCGUCCAGGUCAGCAGAAAAUGGUUUAUGUGUAUCAGUUAUUGAUGAGCGGGUCGAUGGAGGAAGAUAAGCAUAGAAGAACUAGUUGGAAAGAGUGGGUUUCUUGCAUGAUUUUCAGUGAGGAAUUUGUGGAAGAUCCUUCUAAAUGGCAAGCAGAGAAGAUUGAAGAUAAUAUACUUAGGGAGAUGGUUGAAGAGGAUAAGUCUAAAGCUAUUCAUAUGAUUUUGAAGAAAGAAAAGGAUUCAACAAGCAAAUCAAAGAUCACUGUUUAG
This is a messenger RNA of Trifolium pratense (red clover), 3684 nucleotides long. Its product is annotated as SNF2 domain-containing protein CLASSY 1-like. The record is from RefSeq and is a predicted model, not a curated record. Gene Ontology annotation, molecular function: ATP-dependent chromatin remodeler activity; chromatin binding; ATP binding. Gene Ontology annotation, biological process: gene silencing by siRNA-directed DNA methylation. NCBI's taxonomy places the organism in Eukaryota, Viridiplantae, Streptophyta, Magnoliopsida, Fabales, Fabaceae. The transcript is spliced from 6 exons. The coding region runs from base 1 to 3684 and encodes 1227 amino acids.